UUCUGCACUCUGCACUGGUCAUCAUUUCCUAAGCCAUAUCGCCGGAACAUACCUGUCGCUCCUGUCAGCACUCAGUACCACACGCAACGCAUUCCUAAACCUCACCGCUUCACUGUCGUAUCUUUAUCAGCCUUGCGAACGGUGGCUGUCCAUCGUUCUUUGUGUCUAGCAUGUCUGUACUCGACUUCCUCUGCGACAUUCGAUUCCACAAAAGCUACAUUCUUCCGCCAAGUACUGACACGGGUCGACAUACGCCAUAUCGAGUCUCGUAUGCGGACUACGGCGAUCCUGACAGCAAUGCGGUGGUAUUAUUCUGCGGUGCUCUGAUGGGCAGUCGAUUCUGUUACUCUCCCCUCGAUCAACUAGCCAAAGCGUACAAUGUCAGAAUCCUCCAUCCGGACAGGCCUGGAAUUGGAGGCAGCCAGCCUGUAGAUCUGGAGAAGCGCAUACAGACCUGGCUCGAAAUGGUACCAUUACUGCUUGCUCAUCUGAAUAUCGCUCACGUCUCUCUCGCAAGUCACAGCGGCGGCGACAUCUACCUAUUAAACACAAUGCUCACCUAUCCGUGUCUCCUGCAUCCAGAGACUCCCUAUGUCUGCUUCUUCGCCCCUUGGGUUCACCACUCACACUCCAAGAUAUCGCAGUUGCGAGCAACCGAACUGCUUCCCGCACCCAUUCUCGGCAAAUUCAUCUCGGUGGUAAAAUUCGUGAACGACAACGUCACACCCCUGGCUGGACUGAGCGGUAAUCUCAUGCAAGGCAUCAGAGAUUCAAUGCAUCGUUCGGGUACGACACCGGCUUCAGGAUCAGUCCCGGCUCCUAUUCCAUUGACACCGACGACUUUGAGCAUGCGAACACGAGGUACCUCACUUUUCUCGCACGAUGAGCCAGCCGAGCUGUCACUGGACGACGAUCACGUUGUGGAGGAACUUCGAAGGCACAUCACAGCAUUUCUGUUCGCCGAGUGUAUGGACGGCAUAUCGGCGGACGUUCAACUGUUCUUGCGGAAGCCUCGCUCUAUCGCCUGGUGCUCGUCAAGUGUCUUCUGGUCAGACUUCGACUACGCCGUGCCUUUAAUCUCGAAGAUGAUCGACGAAGAACAUGGUAUAGAUGGCUUCGGUAGGUCAUGGGCAGUUGACACGUUUCAUGCACAGAUAGAUGCAAUGGUCGGCGAGAAAGGCAAGAUCUGGUUCGACAGCUGCUGGAUGUCACACCAAUUGACGCCGGAGCCCUUUGGGAAAGAGAACUUACAUUCGACCUAUCUACCGAAUCGCAAUAGCUACAGGUACAGGAGUCAGGUAGUUGAGGGGACGGAACACAACUACCUUAUGGAUCCUGCCUUCGGUGCAAGUGAAACCUGGUUGCAGCGAGUGAGGGAUGCGUUUCCCAUGCCUAUCGAGGUUUGAUAAGCCAUGAGUAAGCACAUGACAAUGACGAUUUUCUGCUAACCAUCACAUAGAGCGAAUCUGAACUUGAAGAACAGGAAGAGGAGGAAGAAGAGGCCGAGAUUGAGGCGAUUGAUGAUGACGCCUCAUCAUCCUCAACCCGGCCAAUCACCGAACGCAGGAGAAGGUCAGUCAGAGCACUCGUGACUUCAGUGAGGCGCAGAACCCGCGAUGCUUCGUCGAGGAGACACCGGUUGCGGUCCAAGGAGCCUCGAUCCGUUUCGGCGAAGUCUGCAGGAG
Molecule: messenger RNA, 1685 nt
Organism: Macroventuria anomochaeta
Lineage: Eukaryota; Fungi; Ascomycota; Dothideomycetes; Pleosporales; Didymellaceae
Exons: 3
Coding region: 171-1406 (411 amino acids)
Source: RefSeq, a predicted model, not a curated record